GGAUCGACAAGCCAAGCCUCAACAGGGACCUAGGACCCCUCGGAUUCCGCGCAGGCCACGCACGACGAUGGCUGUUACCGCUGACGAGAAUGCACAAGCCAGCCCCAAGAGGCCAGUUACCCCUCCUAUCCCAGUUCAGCAGGCCGAUGAACCGCUUCUCGCGUUUCUCAAACGGCUCCAGCUCUACUCGGAGACCACGGCCGCUGAACUCAGCAAGUGGGAGGAGGAGGAAGCCGCCUGCCAGCAGGAAAUACAACGCCAGCUGGCAGAGGCAGAGGCAGCACGUCAGCAGGCCGCAACAGAAGCUGCAGCAGCCGCAACAGAAGCUGCAACAGCCGCACGGUUGCAACAGCAGCAGGUCGAGGCAAGUCAACACCAAGCUCGUUACCAAGCCACGAUGGACCUUGCACGCGACGAAGCCACGUAUGGCAGGCUUCUUCGACGACAGCAUUUCCAAGAAACCGAAGAACGACAAGAGCCGACCGAGGAAGAAGGUGACAAAGAAGGUAUAGCGGUACUGAUGGAGAAUCUGCUAUACACGUGCAAUUGGCAGGAACGUGAACUGCUGGCCAUGCGGCAGAUCUUCAUCCGCCAUGAAACAACAUUCAAGGCAAUGGACAAGAAGAUCGUGACCCUGCAGGCCGAGAUCAACACACUACACGCUGCCAACAGCCAGCACCACACACUCAACAACCAGUUGCAGACAGAUGUCAGCAUGGGGUUGGCACAACUGUCAGCAGCUGCGUCAACGGGCAGUGCAGCGGUAGACUGCAGCCCAACUUUCGCCGCGCAGGCCAAGCAACUCGAGGAGCGGAUCAACCACUUAGUCGCAUCCCUCGGCCACAUCAGCAAGUUUGCUGGAGCAUCGACAGUCAGCAAUCAGCUGCAGACGCUCAGCGACCGCGUUGACCAACGACUGGCCGCUGCCGCCAAGGAAUGGAAGAUGCCGAACUUCAAGAUCGAGAAGUUCGAUGACUAUCACAAGACCAAUCCGCUGCAAUGGUGGAUGGCUUUCAACGCGGAGGCGGAUGUACAUCACACACCCGCACAUCGGCGGCUUGACGCACUCUACCUCCAACUCAUCGGAGGGGCGCAGGCUUUCAUGACACACAUGGCCGUCACGUUGGAAUGCACAUCUACCAAGGCCAGCAAACGUCACGGGAAUGGCUGACGGAGUGGCAACGACUCGUCGCCACCCCGGAGUUGAACUUACCAUUCG
Molecule: messenger RNA, 1219 nt
Organism: Chara braunii
Lineage: Eukaryota; Viridiplantae; Streptophyta; Charophyceae; Charales; Characeae
Source: the annotation of a GenBank genome assembly